Botrytis cinerea B05.10 is the source of this 994-nucleotide messenger RNA. RefSeq lists its product as hypothetical. The coding region runs from base 166 to 675 and encodes 169 amino acids. The record is from RefSeq and is a predicted model, not a curated record. NCBI's taxonomy places the organism in Eukaryota, Fungi, Ascomycota, Leotiomycetes, Helotiales, Sclerotiniaceae. The transcript has a single exon.
GCCAAAGUUUUGAUUUUUUUUCCCGAAACUCAUAGGUGAGAGAUAUAUAUAUACUUAUUACAUAUACUUCUUCACCGGGAAUAUCAUUUCCACAUUUCUUGCUUGCGCCAUGCUCACUCGGAAAAUACCAAUUCCAUCCAACUGAGCAUAAGAACACAACCCAUAAUGGCCUCCACAACACGUUCAUUCUCCUUUAUCCCCCUCUUCUGUCCAUCCUCAUCUCCAUCUCCCUACUCACCACCCGCAUCCUCGAAGUCUCGCUCCAAACAGCCCAAAUAUCCUCGAAAGGCCAGAUCCAAACCUAAAUCUAAGCGCAACGGCCCAGAAGAACAAGAACUCCUCACUGAAGCAUUUCAAAGGGAAAGAAACGAAGAGUGUCCGUGUCCUAGCUGUACGUAUCCUGAUGUAGACAGUGGGGGAAACGUGUCGCCGUCAUCAAGAACAACAACAUCGUCAUCUUCAUUCGACAAUCACGACAUGAAUUCAGACGAAAAUCUAAAUAUUGCAAGAGUAGAGAACAGAGGGAUAUUUCUGGAACCGAGAAAAAGAGGAGGAGGAAGCGAGUUGAAUAUGAAGUGGGGACUGGCUUGGUGGAGGGGCAGGAGGACCCGAGGGAGAGGAUAUGGAUAUGGAUAUGAAUAUGCGGAAAUAAAUACUUAUGCUGGGGUUUCUUGAGAUGGGGUGAAAUCAACUGAUGGUGCUUGGAAGAUCUUGGAGGGGUGGGUAAUGAUGGAGACCAGGGUGAGUAAGAAGAUGCGAUUUUUAAAGGAAAGGGUUGAAUGCGAGUAUGAAAGAAGACUAAAUGAAUGAAUCAAUGCUAGGAAUGGUUCAUCUGGUGUUGAUGUCUGAUGUCUGAUGUCUGAUGUACUAGGUACCCAGGUAUUCCAUGAAUAGCACGACACAAAAAGAAGUGAGACAGGAGAUAUAUAAAUAAACACAAACACACAUAUAUAAAUAGAACGCGAGCCACUCAUGUCUUAACCAUAUCUACCCA